Frankliniella occidentalis (western flower thrips) is the source of this 5074-nucleotide messenger RNA. RefSeq lists its product as uncharacterized. Lineage: Eukaryota; Metazoa; Arthropoda; Insecta; Thysanoptera; Thripidae. Gene Ontology annotation, cellular component: SCF ubiquitin ligase complex. Gene Ontology annotation, molecular function: protein binding. Bases 220 to 1749 code for a protein of 509 amino acids. Gene Ontology annotation, biological process: SCF-dependent proteasomal ubiquitin-dependent protein catabolic process. The record is from RefSeq and is a predicted model, not a curated record. The transcript is spliced from 6 exons.
GCUGUAGUCAUCUAUUGGAAAUUCUGCGUAUAAUCCCACUCCAAAAAUAAGACAGACAAUGUUAGCGCGACCCACCCUGCGCACGAAGCUAGAAUUGAAGUGACAUAACCUCAUCCAAUGCCCUAUUUUUGUUUCAUUUCAGUUCAAAGGGUCAAAAUUUGCCUGCAUUGCUAAAUUUGUGUUCCAUUUGGUGAAAAGAUAUUCUAUGUGUUUUCAAGGAUGAAAGAAGAUACAUUGGAACUUGCUGACUGCAUUGGGGAGAGUGAGGACAGAGAAGCAAAACCCAGUUCUUCACCUAUCAUGACAGACUCAGGAGAUACUGGAAAAUGCCCUCUAAAAAGAACCUACUCGUCAGAUGACGAAGAUCAGAGACCAGUCAAGUUUCCAAGGAUUAGCUCACCCUCUGCCGAAAGUGUUUUUCCAUCUGUUGAACACAGUGAUGUCAAAACUGUGAUAACAGAUUGUCAAAAUACUUUGAAUGAUCCGGACCCUGAAGCUGGAUGCUCCAAAGAUUAUGUGGCAUAUAAUUCUGAAGCAUCUCUUGAAGUAGGAGACCACAAGGAUCCCCUCACAACAGACAGUCAAAAUAGCAAACAAGAUGCCGAUGAAGAGUCUACUUUGCCUGUUGAGUUGAUGAAUUUAUCAGAUGAUGUGUUGCUAAUCAUCAUGUCAAAUCUGAAACCAACUGAUCUACAAAAUCUCAGCUCUUGUUGCCAGCGCCUUUGUCGAGUAGCAAGUGAUUGGAGCUUGUGGAUGGAUGUGGAUUUUAGACCUCACAAAUUGCUUGAGGGUCAGCUGCAACGAUUCUUACCGUUUUUUAGUGAUACUACAGAGAAAAUAGUAACCAGGGGCUUUGUUGCGAGUAAACCUAUGCCUCGUUGGAGAACAGAAUGCUUAUCAAGUGAAUUAUUGUCUUCAAUUGCCACUGAAUGUCCAAACUUACGCACAUUUAUAGCUGAAGAACAUUGCAUUGAUGCUAAUAAGAUUAAGAUAUCAGCUUUUCCUUCGGGAAUUGAACAUCUCUCUUUGAAGGCUUGUGAAAUUAUCAAUCCUCCAACAGAGUCCUCUUAUUUCAACAGUAUAUGUCGAUAUCUUCCACAUUUGAAGGUUUUGGAACUAACUGAUUGCAAGUGGCUUCCCCCUCACUCCAUCAUGGCUCUAAGUAAGCUGAAACAUCUUGAGGAGCUUCAUCUGGAUGGCUGUUCUUUAAUCAAGGACUGCAUAGCUUAUGCCAGUUUGGCAUUCAACUUGGGUUUUUCACAGCUUAAGGUUCUAGACCUGAGACGAACUGGUGUUUCUGACAGUGAACUGUCUUGUCUAAACCGUUCCAAUCGCCUUACCCAUCUUUAUCUGGAGUACCCUUACAGUAAUGGUAUUGAUAAUAAUGAAAAUGGAGCCCCUCGAGCUUGUCAUCUUCCUGGAAUCAUCAGUGAUCUAGGGUUGAGAUCACUAGUUAUUUCAGACAAACCACAUGUAUUGUUUAACAAUGCUCAGUUUGGUAUUGUCAGUGAAGAAAUUCAUGUGAUGGCUCCCUUAAAAGACAGGGUUUCCCUUUGCAAACUCCAUACACUUGUAGCAAGAAAUUUCAAGCUCGUCACAGAUGCUACACUAAAUGAACUUCAUUUUGCUCAGAGUUUGCGUUAUUUGGACCUUAAGGGAACUCAAAUCACACACCAUGGUGCAGAAACAUUCCGAUCUUCAAGACCUGAUGUCACUCUCAUCACAAGUUAUGAUGAUGAGUUUACAUAAUGUGUUUGUGAUAUUUUACUAACUAAAAUUUUGAGAUGUUAUUAUGAUCCGUGAUACUGCUUAAUCCUCUAUGUUGUAAUUGGAAUAAUUGAUCAGCAUGAGAAGAUUAUCAGCCCUCUUUAUUUUCUUUCUUUCAUUAGCUGUUUGUUCCAUUUCUAAAAAUUUAUGUGAUUUUUAAUUAUGCAUGUAAUAUUGAAUGGUUUUAUGAAAUAUGCAUGGCUACAAGUAUCACUUGACGAGACACCUUUAUUUGGUAUACAAGCAAAUAUUCGCCCGAGUUACCAAGUUGCUGCUUCAAUAGCACAACUAAUUUGAGAUGUUUAAGCCCCUGAACAUCUCUCUUCCUGCAUACCUGACUAUUGAGUUCAGUACUCAAAAUAUUAAAAAUAAUAUUUUUCUCUUCUCAAUUAAUUUUUCAUUGCACAUCAUUUAUGUAGCCUGUCUAAACAUAUACAAUAAGCAGGUACUCAUUUGGAAAGUCAAAUCAAGUUCUCCCUUCAGGUGACUUUCUGUGUUUUCUGUAAAUAUCUAAAACUAUCUACACUCAUUUGAAUAUUUUUACCUGGUGAUUUUUACCUGACCUUGUGCUUCUUAUUAUUAUUAUUAAAUUUGAAUUCCAUCUGCAAAUUUCUCAAGAUUCAUCUUCAUCCCUCUAUAUUCCAUGACAUGCUACAUGGAUGAGACUUUAUUUCAGCUGUUAUUGUAAACAUGUUUGUGUGUUUUUGUGUGUUUUUGUGAAGUUUAGUGUGUAUAUAGUGUCUCAAAACACAUCUAAAACGGAAUGUAGCUUGUAUUCUGUUUAAAGGUAUGAGAAUGCUUCUUUCAUAGAUUGCUGUUACAAUUUUUUUCACUGUUCUAUGACCCUUAUUUCCCACACUAGAUUUUGUUUCUAGGAAGUUCCUUUAUGAAUUGUCAUGUUUUAACUCCUGACGUUUUCUCUCCUCUUUCAAUUGUUUCAUAAAUCAUACUUUGUUUAAAAGCGAAGACUGCUUGUUGGUUAGUGCAAAAUUGUGUGGACUUCAAAAAAUUCUCCUGACAGUUGUGUGAGGAAUGUUCACAAGUGCUUCAGCACUCAUUUUAAAGACUUAAGUUAUGUACAUCAUUUCCAUUUUGUCAAAUUUAUAGGACUUAAGUGAUAAAACUUCUAAAAUGUUAACAGGGUAGCUCAAUGUGUUUGUUACAUCUGGCAUCACCUUGCAGACUAGAAGUAAGCUUGUACUAUGUGUGGAAGUGUGUUUGGAUCAAUUCAGCUUUAAAAUACAGCUAUAAAAGUAUUUUUUUUUCCAUGUAGAAACAGUUGAGCACAUGUCAAAAUCGCAUCAGAUAUUUUUCAUGAAAGAUGUCUUUUGUAGUGUAAAUUUUAUGCAUUCUGUUGGACCUCUUUAGGAAAAAUUCUUUAACAUGUUAUGUGUAGAAGUCAUUUCCCUCUUAUUGGAGAGCCUCACUGGGGAACAAAUAUUUUCAAUGAAAAGAAAUGCUGAUAUGUUAUAUCUACAUUUCAUAUGAUUAUCAAUUCAGAGUGCUACAUCUAUAAAAGCACUGUAACAUUGUUUGUUUGUUUGUUUUGUCCCAGAGUGUGUAGUGAGAGGUAGAGAGUUAUUGGUUGAUUGAUGUUAUAUGUACAGGCAGGAGUUGAUAUUCAAUGAAGAGCUUGUGAUAACGACUAUCAUUAUUAUCAUCAUGUAUCAUCAAAAUUUUGAAAGGCAUCCCGCCUUCUUUCUAUAAAACAGUAAUUUAAUGUUGAAGUAGCAAUACCUUGUAUCUGCAACAGUUCUGUGAUGUAACUUUUGUUGUUUUUCUUGAAUCAUUAAUAUGCAUUUGUCAGACGUAUAUCUACAUAUAUAUAUUCUAUAUAUAUAUUUGAUGCAUUAUGUGCAUUGUUUUCUUUUUCUUUAUUGUUUUCUUUUGUAAAAGUUCAUAUACCUUCUGUUAAUUUCCUUAUUUAUUGUAAUUUAGAAACACAUGAAAACUCUUAUUUAUUUUUGAUUCAAUGUUCAGAGAUUACCUGAUUUCUGCUUUGUUGGAUGGAUUGUUUGGUAAAAAAAAAAAAAAGUCUAAAAUACUUAAUGGGACGGUUGUUGACGUACUGUAUUGUACUUAAAACGACUUGAAACUAAGGAAUGGUAAAGCACUGCAUUUAGGUACAGGUCAUAAAAGCAAAAGCAAAUCUAUCUGUUAUAUGGGCAAAAAUUUCAUUUCGUUUGAUAACCAUCAAACUACAAUUGUAUAAUGUCAGGAAAAGUGAAGCUUAAGAGCUUCUCGCAUUUAGAAAGUUUGCUGACCUUCAUUGCUCUAUGUAGUAAACUAGAUUUUGACCAUAGAAGAACUCUCAGCCACGUUCCUAAACUUGGCAAAUUUUAGAGUUGAAAGCCAUGCAUUAGAAUUUGGGCAUGACAACAGUGGUUGUGUUCUUAUAAAUGAGUGCUGCGCUAUCACUGCCAAGCCUCUUUUUUUAUUAAAAAAUUAAAAUCUAAUUCAAUGGGCUGCUCAUGUAUUACACCAUGGUAUUCAUGCCUAGAGACGUGUCAUAGUUUUUACACUUUCCAGAGAAGAAAAUUUGGUUAACAUUAAUGAGAUUUAUUUUAGGCCAUUUGUGACGUAUGAAGGAUGUGAAAGUGAUUAGCAUUAACACAGAGAACUAAAUCUUACAGGGUUUAGCAAUCGUUGCUUGCAUAAAAUAUGUCAUGUUGUUUGUGAGCGUAGUUAUUUACUGACAGUGCAUUACAACAUAACAGAUUUGGUGAUUUUUCUGAGCAAUAUUUUAUGUACUAUAGUGUAAGGGCACACAUGUUAUGUAGUAUAAUUUUAGCAAUCAAUGUCAUACUGCAUUGACCGAUAUGAAAGGGAAAAAAUGUUACAUCUUAAGGUUUGUUUUUAAGUGGCUUUACUGUAGUGUGCAAUAGUUAUGGCCAUCAGAGAUGUAUUUUUUAGUUAAAGCCCUUCAUAUCUGAUAAAUAAAUGCAAAAGUUUUGGCUUGUAUAAGGAUGAUUAAUGUAAUUUGGAAUUUUCAUUUCCAAACACUCACCUUAAUAAUGUGAGUUGAAUUUUAGCAAAAUAGGACCCAUAAGGUGCUUGGAACUUUUACAAGAAUGAACAUCUCUCAAUAAGUAAAAGUCUCAAAACUUUCUGUUAUUUAAAUUAAAAAAGAUACAUAUUGUUUGUAAGUCUAGAUAUACUGAAAGUAUCAAAAUGCACUUUUUGAACUUUGUCAAGUUGCUAGAACUCUGUAGACAUUAUAUUUUACUUAGGUGAUAUCUGCUAAAAUUGUUCUCACAUCUAACAUCAGGUUCAGUCCAUUUAUUAAAUCUUUCAAGAUUGCUCCACA